Messenger RNA from Aedes aegypti (yellow fever mosquito), 702 nucleotides. RefSeq lists its product as uncharacterized. Bases 124 to 636 code for a protein of 170 amino acids. Lineage: Eukaryota; Metazoa; Arthropoda; Insecta; Diptera; Culicidae. The transcript is spliced from 4 exons. The record is from RefSeq and is a predicted model, not a curated record.
CUCCAGGUUUCAACGCUUUCGUUAGAAGUGAGAAACGUUUAGUUUGCCGCAAACGCGUAUCUAGAGAAAAUGCACCCAUCGCAAAAGUGUUCACCUUGCUGAUAUUAAAACACACUUCAAAUAAUGUUGAGUGGUGCGGGAUUUAUUCUAUCCUCAGCAGGAAUUUUGAAAGUAAUCUCAUUGCUAUGCCUCAUAAUAGGAGGAUUGAUCUUUGUCACUUCAGGAGACUGCAAUGAGUCACGAUUCUGGGCUGUGACCUACAUCGUUACUACAACUGUAAGUGCGGUUUUAGCGAUGCUGUCAUACACAAUAUAUGCGCUUGAUUUGAUAAAGUCAACAACGGCGCUCAAGAUACAACAUAUAGCAGAGAUAACGGUGGCAUAUAUCGUUUUUACACUGCUGUUGAUCGUUUCCAUUAUCAUGAUGACACAAUGCACCAGCAAAAAGUACGCCCUAGACUACAUUCCAGAGCCCCUCACGAUGAUAGGGGCAGUCCUGAUGGCAAUCGGUGGAACGCUUCUCUUUCUUGACUGGCGCUCAAAGGAACGUAUCGAUGAUAUUCAAAUGAAUAUACCACGCUUAUCGGAACCGCACCGCACCAAUCCACAUCUCUCGCGGAAAUCAAUACUAGUUUAGUAUUAGUAACAUAUCUACGUGUUAUCGCCAGUUUAUUAAACGUUAUCAAAAAAACAUCAUUCAUAA